Molecule: messenger RNA, 327 nt
Organism: Ambispora leptoticha
Lineage: Eukaryota; Fungi; Glomeromycota; Glomeromycetes; Archaeosporales; Ambisporaceae
Source: the annotation of a GenBank genome assembly
AUGGUGACCGAUAAUUUCAAUAUAGGAAUCAACUCGAUCGGAAACGGGCUUUGCCUGAACCGUUGGUAUCAUCUAAUCUACAUACUCUCUGAACCAGAAAAACGGUUAGAUUUUUACAUAGAUGGAAAAUGGGCCGGGUUCAAGAGCUUCAAACGUGUUCAGUCGGAACAUAUCAUGUUCAAUUAUGGGCCGUUAUACAUCGGAUACGAUAGUUGUCAUGCUGGGGGAUUUAUUGGUCUAAUCAGAAUUUGGCCAUUUUGCGUAGAUGAACAACAUAACUUCGAAGGAACACCAGUUUUGCGAGAUAGUUCUGCAGCAAUACGAUAA